UUUAUUAAAUGAAUGAAGUGCUGUAGUUCGAAUUGGUAUCCGAUUUAUGGUGGUUUGGUGCUGUGAAUAACGAGAAAUUUGUGAUUGCCGGUACUGCGGCAGACGUUGAGUGAGAGCUCUCCAGUUCCGGCGCCAUUUUGAAAGUUCGUUCGAUUACCUCUCGCGCCCCCUGAAAUCAAUGUCACAGUGCGCGGUUUGACAGCUCCCUCCAGCAGUGCAGGAUCUCACCACUUCUUGGGAAGGAGGUCAAUUUUGGCGGUAAAUGUGGAAAGUGAUCGUAAUUGAUGGGUUAAUGAUGAAUGCUAGGUCGUAAUUAUAUAGAGUUAAUAGGAGAAAAUUGUGACAGAACUGAUUCAUAGUAGCAUGUGAAUUCCGGUAAAAACGGGAACGGACAAGGAAGUUGUACAAUCCAGACAUCGACUUCACACUGUAACAUGAAGUGAGUGGUCCUCGAGUGAGAACCAGCCUGGGAGGAGUAUUAUUUUGAAAAUUUCCACUGUGUAGAGCACGCGCCGUGGACGGUGUUCGGUAGUGUGAGUGUAUACUAGGGUGUAUGGCCUGCGCUCCGUCUGUGGGAGGCUGAACUGGUUCUGCGUCGCAUUGUUGGAGUUUAGUUGAGUACGAGAGUGGAACGUCGAAUGAAGUGUGUAGAGCGCGCGCGAGAAUUCCGAGUGUGAUUUUGAAAAUUUGAAUUGCAGUCUGCAGUCGUCUUGUAUUUUGAAACUGCACAUUGCACUGUUUUGAUAAUUCUAUUAACGACGACGUUUCCGGAGAGAUCAAUUACUCGGAAUUGGAGUGAAACGGUGUUAAGCGACAGUGUUUGAGAGCGAGUGAUUCCAGAUCAAAUUCAUCCUCUUGUGUUUUGCUACGUUUAUUCCAUCCUCGCCGUAUUUGCCAGCCAUCUAGUACGUCAUCGUGUGUAGUAACUAGGCAACCGGAGCGGCAUACGAUUUCUGUUCUUGUUCUUCCUGCUUCUUUCCGGGAAACGUGAAUCGUUUUUUUUUUGUUCUUUGCCUGGAGUGCGUAGUGUGAUAGUGAGAGAAAAAGAAAAGAUCACUGGAAGGAAUAAUAAUAUUGUGAUUGUUUGCAAAGCUAAUGAGCGAAAAAGAGGCAGAACGUGCGAUAAUCCUACAGGCCGAAACAUAGAAAAGUAUUCUAAGUAGAAUACUAUACCCAUCCUAACAAAAGUGGUAAAUUAUUUUUUGAAGUGUGUGAUCUGUUCCGAUCUGGAGUGCUGAAAAUGUUCGAGCUAGAGGAAGUCAACGGAUUCCACGACGUGUUACUCAACAAGUACAAUGACACCACCCCCAUCAUGGAUCUGUAUGUGUCGGAUUCGAUGCAGGACAUGCUGGACAUCGACAUCAAAUCCGAGGUGGCUACCGUCGUCGGCGGCGUGAACGAGUUCAGUUCACUGAUGAACUUCGACCUGCCCUCGCUGGAGCUGGAUUCGAACUCAAACGAUGCGGCCAGCGGCUGGGCUGCCGGCGGACCCACCAAGUGGCCCUCGACUGACAUCUACGCAGAUGUGGGAGCCUGCGUGAAUCCUAACUCGGUGCUGCCGGUGAUCUCAUCCGUCCAGACGUCACUGCUGAAGAGCCCCAAGCAGAAUGUGAACCUCAACGCCACAGUUAGUGCUCUGAACGAUCCGACACUGCCGAGUCCCAAGGAGCGAAAGAGCCACCUCACCUUCUCACCCAACACCAUCAAGGUUCCGAUGGUAAUCCAGCAUCAGGAAGUGAAGAAACCCGCCGCCAUCUCCGGUUUAACCCAGAUCCAACGGAUAAACGGGAUCGAUCAGGUCAAGAAGGACUUGUCAAGCCAGAUGUUGAAGGACGAUAGUAACAAAAUAAUCAUUCGAAACCAUCAACCUCCAAACGGGGCAUCUAGCCCGAGUUCCGGUCUUGGUAUGGGAUUAGGCAAAGGGAAUACCAUUAAGUUGGCUGCAGGAAUCGGUGGGCUGACCUUCGCCAAUGGAGUACAGUUCAAGAACCUUAAAAAUGUCCAGAAAAUCACGGCGCUUAAUGGCACCAAUGGUAUAAAUGGAUUGAAGCGAUCGUCGAGUCCUGCACGAAGUCUCGGCACAACAACCACAGUCCAGCAGGGUCAGACGCAGCUGAUAAGCAUCAAUGGAACCACCACGAAGAUCUACAACCGAAGUUUCAUACCUCACAAUGGAGGUAAACCAUCGAACAUGAUGCAGAUAACCAAUGGCACCGGCGUAACAGCAGUUACGCCUAAGGUAAAACCCUCGAAGCACCAAGGGGACAGUGGUUUUCCCAAACCAGCCUAUUCGUAUUCCUGUUUGAUAGCGAUGGCGCUUAAAAAUUCUUACACCGGUUCGUUACCGGUGUCGGAAAUUUACAGCUUCAUGUGCGAGCACUUCCCCUACUUCAAGACGGCUCCGAACGGAUGGAAGAACUCGGUCCGGCACAACCUGUCGCUGAACAAGUGUUUCGAGAAAAUCGAGAAACCCGUAACGAACGGUGGCCAGCGGAAGGGUUGCCUGUGGGCGAUGAACCCGGCAAAGAUCACCAAGAUGGACGAAGAGGUGCAAAAGUGGUCCCGCAAGGAUCCGAUGGCCAUCCGGAAGGCCAUGGUCCACCCGGAGCAUCUGCCCAUGCUGGAGCGAGGCGAAAUGAAACAUGGACCAACCGGGGAGAGCGACGGCGAAAAUGACGACGGGGACACGGAGGACCAGUCGGACAUCGAAGAGGAGGCAGUGGAAGGAGAGGAGGACGAGGUGGACGCCGAAGAGGAGAUUGAGAUCGAACAGGAGGCGGACAGCUUUCUGAUCAACACGCCGGAGUCGAUGGAGGAUCCCGAAGGGGACGACGUCGAUGUGGAUUUUGAUAUGGAGGUGCCGGACUUCUACGACGAUAUAAACGUCGAUUCGAAGGAAGGCUUCACGCUUGAAUUCGUUCAAAAGGAUCUGCUCUCGCUGGAAGAUGAAGAUGAGUCUGUGUACAUCUCCUCUCAACAGAAUGGUACCCACCUCCAGCAGCAGCAACAGCAAGUAGCGCAGCAGCAACCUCAGCAACAGCUUACCUUCCAGCAGCUUCAGCCCAUGGCGAAGCGAGCGAGACUCGACGUCAACUAUUCCAUCUCGCCCACCACGACGAACGUUUCCAACCACCAUACCUCGACGACUGCGGUAACGAGUUCGAAUACAAUCGUCAACCAAAUCCAGUUGGCCAACGGUCAACAGUUUCAAUUCACCAGCAAUAGCACGCACGGCAACAGUGGGCAGCAGCAAUUCCAGCAGAUCCAUCAACAGCAGCAGCAGCAUCACAACCGACGGAAGACGACCCCCUUGGUGACACGAAUAGCUUAAUGCUCCCAAGCGUUUGGAAAUCGUGGCAACCUUUCCAGCAGACCCUAGCAUUAGGCAAAAAAAAGAUAACGAAAUGGUUCUAUUUUGAAUGUGUUAAAGUGUAAAUUAACCCACUCCCUCUACUUUCACUUAGGUUUCCCGUACCCCCGUCGAUGAUAAAGUUUAACUUUUGUACAAUUUUAGUUACGAUAUAAUUUAGAACAAACAUUUUUUCAAGCAAAUCUAGUAUUUCACAAAUUAUAUACACAAAACACACAGUUGAAAGUUGAAUCAGAACAAAAAAAAACAGACAACGGUAUAUCAAACAACUAACAGUUUGACGAAACAAAAAACUAAUAUAAAAUGAACAAAGUUUGAUGGAGAUUAACUCAAAAACUUAAAAAUCUGACAACAGCAGAACUACCAGCAAUCUUUAUUUUCACUACGAUCUCACGCGGUCUAGCGACGACGCGUAUUUGUAUUAUCUUUCAACGAACAUAUGAUAACAGAGCACUCGAUUGUGGUUAGUAGUUUUUUUUUUUGCUUUCAUCGCCGAUUCAACUCGGUUCCUUCUGGACACUCUGUCUUCGUAGAGGCGAGAUUGCAUAUACCCUAAGUUUAAGUUUAUACAACGGAAAGGAUUCGGUUUCUUACAAUCCAAUCCAUUUUUUUUUUUUUGGUUAAAAGUGUGUACCAGAUUCGAUUUUUGAUUUCGUUCAGCACAUCGUGCUGUUCAAACUCCACUUCUUUUCUCAAUUAGUCAAUUUGACAAAUAGAUGGCGCGCUGUAGUAUUUGCACGUGCCAAAGUUUUUGGACAACAUUGUUUUUUGGCGAGAGAAGUGAGGCGCCGCUAUGCGAACAAAAAUCGAAUCCAUUCGCGCUUUUAAGGAGACAAUAGUUGGAAAUUACGCAUUGUGGCGUUAGGCAGUAAUCCCUGUCCCCCAAACACAAUACCUGUACCACCUUACCUGCUUUACAUUAUUUUCGUUGUUUUUGUUGUUAUAUAUUUUCGCGUGUACAUUUCGGCAAACCAAAUAGAUCAUUUCCGUGUAUUAUGCCGCGAAUCCAUGGUUAAUAGUUUAUAAGUUCAAAACAUGCUGGAUUGUAUCACUUUAGGAAGGCUUAAGUUGUGGAAUUUAUCGUUUAGUCUGACACUAAUUUACUUUCUGAUGAAUGUUGGGAUAAGUCUUCCUACAUUUAACAGAGACUGUAAUUAGUAAUAUUGAACAUCUAAACUUUUAAUCUGAUUCUAUCUAAUAUUGGUCUUGAAAUUUUUACAGCGUUCAUCGAUUGUACUAUUUUUCCCCGAAUGUCAGUUACCCAAAUACCUCAUUUCCUCGAAACUCAGUUCC
Molecule: messenger RNA, 4663 nt
Organism: Aedes albopictus (Asian tiger mosquito)
Lineage: Eukaryota; Metazoa; Arthropoda; Insecta; Diptera; Culicidae
Gene: jumu
Product: forkhead box protein O3
Exons: 3
Coding region: 1241-3331 (696 amino acids)
Biological process (GO): regulation of transcription by RNA polymerase II
Molecular function (GO): transcription cis-regulatory region binding; DNA-binding transcription factor activity, RNA polymerase II-specific
Source: RefSeq, a predicted model, not a curated record